AUGACUUUGCCAAGAAGCUCUAUUGUAGGGCUUCAAGAUUUUAGUGAAUCCUCAUCAUUGGAGUAUAGUGAUUCAGGAUCAGAUAUUGAGGGAUUGGAAGCUCAUAAUAUCAUCAGCAAUCCAAUUGAUCAUUUUACUUCUUUAUUUAAGCUUCAGAAUCUUUCAGAAACAAAAUUAACAACAUAUCCUGAGCCAUCAGAUGAAGAUUAUAAUAUUGCGGAUUUAAAUAAGCCUAUUUUUUUACAAAAUCCUCAAUUGCCUCAGAAAGUUGAUUGCGUAUACCUCAUGUGCUCUCAGUCCAAUCUCUUCCCACAGCCAGAUUCAGACUAUUUUUCACGUAAACCAAUGCUUUAUAUGUGGCGGAAUAUGUCAAAUAUAUUACCAAGCGAUUUCUCAGCAUAUCUCCAAGAUUACAUGCACGAAAAAUAUUCAAACUAUCGAAAAGUGUUACGAAUGUUUUUUCAAGUUGCACCUACAAUUGAUAAAUUGUCAAAUGCAAAUUCUCUUAGGACAAAUGUUGGUCAAGGUCGCAUAUUAUUUCAUUACAUAGGUUUUGGAUUCCCACGCAUAACAGAAAACAUUAAAGCAUUAGACAAAAAAACAAAUACUUUCGUAGAUUACCCAAUCAAGACAUUAUUCGAGAAUCUCGGACCUCCAGUUUGGUUCAUCUUUGAUUGCAGCCACGCCGCAACAGUAUUACCGACUCUAGAAGAAACAGCAACGAUUCAUUUUGGCCAAAGCCCAAACAACCAUCCAUGGAAAGACUACAUUUGCUUUUGUGCUACAGGGGAGAACGAAUCUUUACCAUCAGAUCCCCAUUUACCUCAUGAUUUUUUGACAUCUGUUUUAUUGACACCGACAAAAACAGCAGUUCUCUGUCAUAUCCUACAAUAUUACAGGACUACGUUAGUUACAGAUAUGUUUCUCCUCAGAGAUAUCGAUCUAAACCUUUUAGAUGAGAAAUCAAAUUUACAUUCAUCGUUACAGAAGACAUUAGACGCAAUAACAGACGCUAUCGCAGCAGAUAUAUUACCAAUCGAUCAAUACAAAGGCUAUUUCCGAUCUGAUCCCUUAACUUCCGCAUUAUUCCGAAAUUAUUUAUUGGCACAGUACCUUUUACACUUAUACCAAGUACAUCCUAUCUGCCAUCCACAUAUUCCGGACCUUUCCGGCCAUCCCUUGUGGCAACAAUGGCGAACAACGCUAGAUCUUACAAUUAUUUCCAAUGGAACGUAUUUGAAUUCAGAUAUUGACUUAUACAACCGCGCUUUGUCCACUUUUACGAAUAUUCUUCAGUGUCCGACCAAAGAAAAGUCAAGUAUUGCGAAUUUAGUAUUAUUAUUCCAUUUUCCAGAGAACAAAGAGCUGAAGAACCAAUCCAUCAGGCUUCUUGCCAACUACGCGUCAUUGUCGCAACAAAACAGAGAAGAAAUUGCGAAAAUUGCGCAUUUUGAUAUUUUAUUUUCUUAUUUCAUUAAUUUUGAUUACAAAUCUGAUCCAGACACGUUCAAAUCGAUCAGUUAUUUACUUGUCACUCUAUUUGAACAGAAUCAGAACUAUAUUUUAGAGAUAUCUCCUUCAAAUGAUUUAAUUAUCCUUGAAAAAGUACUUUUUGAUGAUGAAAUCACCGACAAAGACAUCAAACCAUUGAUAGCAUCCAUUGUAGCAACACUUCUCCCUCAUAAUGACUGUGUUCGCCAGUUUUCCACACGAAAUGAGUUUUUAAUUAAAUUAAGAACCCUUCUAGAAACAUCGAACAGUGAUUUAACGAUGUGGUUAUUGAUAUUAGAGAGAAGAAUGUUCGAUAAUUACGGUUUAGACAUUAAUUCAUUUUAUAAUUUCGGAUUACAUAUACAAGCAGCAUCAUUUGUUUAUCAUAACUCUGAAUAUGUACGUGCAGCAUCAUUAUCUCUUUUACCUUGUUUGUUACAGAGUGGCCAAGACUUUAUUAAUGUUGAUUUAUUCGGAUUAUCCGUGAAAUGCGGUUUUGAUUGUAGUUAUUUAGUUCGAUAUAAUUUUUCUUUGUUUUUGACAAGGUUUUUAUCGAUUUACAGGGAAAAAGUAAUAGAUCAUAUUCCUAAUGGUUUAAUGGCGCAUCAGUUGUUUGGUUCUUUACUUUCUAGAUGGUUUAAACUUGAUGAAGAUCAUGAAAACGUUGGUUUGGAAAGAUUUAAUAUUUUCAAAAAUGUUUGUGAGUAUUUGAACAAAGUUAAACGUGAUAAAGAAUAUUUGGAAGUAUUCGUAAGCAGUGGUUUGUUUCUUUGUGAGUUCUUAAGUGAUGACCCGCAUCCUUCAGUUUCAAAAGUUUGUCAGAGUUUGAAAACAAAUACAUCAAAAUUAAUUUGUAUCAAACCGAAAACUCACAAUUUUUCUCAAAAUUGUAGCAGUGCUCCUUUGAAUUUUCCUUCAUUUUCUCCGCCGCCGACACCUAUUUUAAUACAAAGGGAGAUUGAGGAAGAACUGAAAGAAGCUUCCAUAGAAAGUGGAGGAGAUUCAUUAUAUAAGUUGUUUAUGAAACAAACUUCGAAACGAGGUUUGCAUCCGAUUUAUUUCGAAGAAACUGGUUUGUGUGGAUUGCCACCUGCUGCUGUUGAGCAUUUAAGUAAUUAUAAAGUUGUUAGUAAGCAUAGAUACGAAUUUAAUGAGCAGCCAACAAUUAUAUGUUAUGAUAAAUUGACAUUGGUUUUAGCACUUGGUUUUAAGGAUGGAAAAGUAGUUGUUUUAUAUGAAAACAAUGUUGAAAAAGUUUUGGAACUCGGGCAUGUUAAAAUUACGAGUUUUUCUUUCGCGAAUAACACAUUUGAGAAUGAUACUUAUUUGUUUAUUGGUGUAGAUAAUGGAAGUAUUUACGGAUGGAACAUGAAAACGAAUUAUCCAAUGAUUAGUUUUAGAUCUGAUGGAUACGCGAAUAGCCACAUCCCAGAAUUCGUUGAUAUUUGCGGCAGAAACAUUGUAAGUAUUAGAGGAAACUGCGGAUCGAUAAGAAGUUUCGAUCCAUUUACUAAAUUGUUGAAAGGAGAAUGGAAUACAUUAAGUAACCAUGAUAAUGAACAUUCUACAGCAAUGUCUGUGAUUUGUAUGAGUGAAAAUGUUUGUGUUGGUUUCUCGCAUGGAAGAUUAAUUGUUUUGGAUGUUUCUAUUUCUUCUGAUACUUCUUCGUCGUCAAGGGUUUUGGAUAUAACUGCUGAUCCUCAACAGAAACAAGUUUUCAAGAUAAACUCUGUUGUUUCUACAAACAAAGAUGACUCAAAUAUCUUUGUUAUAUGCGACAGUGAAGGUCAUGUUGUUAUUGGAAAUAAUCUUGGAAAUCUCCAUGAAGUUUACUCAACAGAUAGUAAGUCUGUUUUCUCUUUCGACAGCCAUAGAUAUUCCCCUGUAAUGUGCAUUUCUUCUCAGGAAUCUCCACCAAAAUUGUUGACUCUUGAUGGUGAUGUAAUCAGUGUUUUGAAGGAAUCAGGAAAUGGCUGCAUCGUGUCUUUCCAUCAGACAUUACCUCUUGUUUGCGUUGCAACAUCAACUGGAAAGAUAAUUGAAUACUCUCUAACAUAA
Molecule: messenger RNA, 3549 nt
Organism: Trichomonas vaginalis G3
Lineage: Eukaryota; Parabasalia; Trichomonadida; Trichomonadidae
Product: regulatory-associateD protein of MTOR family
Exons: 1
Coding region: 1-3549 (1182 amino acids)
Biological process (GO): cellular response to amino acid stimulus; regulation of autophagy; positive regulation of protein serine/threonine kinase activity
Cellular component (GO): cytoplasm; TORC1 complex
Molecular function (GO): protein-macromolecule adaptor activity; protein binding
Source: RefSeq, a predicted model, not a curated record